AAAAAACAAAAUAAAAAAAAUUAAAAUUGAAAAAAAAAAUCCCAAUAAAAAAUGUCUUCUUUGCGCGCUGCAACAUUUUUCUGCUUCUUGUUCACUUUGUUGAGUUUGGAAUUCGUCUCACCUUGGAUGAAUUUCAACAGUUAUGUAUCGAAGAAACGUACCGAUUUGAAAAAACGUUGUCCAAAUGUUCGUGCAGUUCGAAAUUUCGAUCUGGAGUCAAUGAUGGGAUUCUGGUAUGUAGUUCAAUAUUAUGCAUCAACGGAAGAAUUGCCAGAAUAUGCCUGUAUGCAGAGUAAUUUUGCAUUUUCCGCUGAAGAUCAACAUAUCACUAUGAAUUUUAGUUACAUCUUUGCCGAAGAUCCAUUAAGAGAAAAAUUACAAGGGAAUAUUACGUGGAUCAUACCGGAUUUUGAAGCACCAGCACAUUGGAUGCACACUGAAGAUAUUUAUGAGGGCAUCUACAAUACUUACGUCAUCGAUACGGAUUACAAGUCAUGGAGCCUAAUAAUGCAUUGCGCGGAGAAGAAAAAAUCACCGCGUUAUUUAUCAGCUUUGUUGUUGUCACGAGAACCACAAUUAGGCGAUAAUGUCAUCAACUUUUUGAGAGAAAAACUACCUCGGUAUGAGAUUGACUUGUCGUUCAUGUUUCCAAUCAAUCAAACUUGCCAUAAUUUAAUGGAGUCUGUUAAUGAUGAUCCACUCGCUUACAUAUUAAAUGAAGAAAAGAAGAAAGGAAAGGAUGUGAAGUUUAUUUUAAAAACAUAAAUGAUGCUCCAAAAAAUAUA
Molecule: messenger RNA, 785 nt
Organism: Ceratitis capitata (Mediterranean fruit fly)
Lineage: Eukaryota; Metazoa; Arthropoda; Insecta; Diptera; Tephritidae
Gene: Karl
Product: apolipoprotein D
Exons: 5
Coding region: 52-765 (237 amino acids)
Molecular function (GO): violaxanthin de-epoxidase activity
Source: RefSeq, a predicted model, not a curated record